Messenger RNA from Toxoplasma gondii ME49, 906 nucleotides. RefSeq lists its product as hypothetical. Lineage: Eukaryota; Apicomplexa; Conoidasida; Eucoccidiorida; Sarcocystidae. The coding region runs from base 122 to 463 and encodes 113 amino acids. The transcript has 2 exons. The record is from RefSeq and is a predicted model, not a curated record.
AUAAAUCAUAUAAUCACGUCCGUCACACUUCAAUUUGUUACUUCACGUUCUGCUCUUCCGACAGUCUACGUUAGGUGCAACGACUUCGUCUAAUUCCAACAUCCAGGAACACCAACGUUCUAUGUAUUUUAAGAUGAAGGUGUUCAACUUCGUUUUGCUCAUGGCCAUCAUUGCCGCGUCUGUGUCGGCUGCCAAAGCGGAAUCCGAACAUGUUGGUGACGCGAAGCCCUUGCACAAAGAAAUCCGCGCCGAACAGCCAUCGGUUGUGCAGGAAGGACUUCAACAGAACAGAGAUAAUCCUACACGGGAGCUAUUCCCCAGACUCUGGGGGUAUGGAGGCUACGGUUACGGCUACCCCUACGCAGGGUACAGCUACGGCUACUACGGCUACCCAUAUGCAGGAUACACCUACUACGGCUACCCGUAUGGUGCAUACUAUGGCUACGGUGGGUAUUACUGGUAACUGUGCGAACAAAAAUUACAGUCACGAUCAAAUCUGUUGUCAUGCCUGGAACCACAGAUACCCUGUUGGAGCAGGCAGCUACUGAUGCAGAUUUCCAGAGUAUGGCUUCUGAGAGGAUGACGAUGGGGAUGGAAUUAGCUGAGGGAUCAGGGGAAAAGUGCUCCAAGUUCGUGUGGCCGCGCCAACCGAUGGGAAUUUUUAACGACGAAUAUGUGGUUCCAUGUUCGGGUAUAAUUUGAACCCGGUUCACGAAGAAACGUUUUUCUAAUCUAAAGUUGUUGUCGCAGUAAACGACGUGUAGGGUCUCCGCUGAAUUGACUGGCACUCUGCUUGGUCAAGAGCCCCUGUCUAGCCUAUACACAGCUAGGAACGAACGUUUGACAUGCGCUUCAUCAACCAAACAUGUAGACUAUCGCACAGUUAAAGGGCAGUGCUUUAAAAAA